CAUUAGUCACCAGGUGAGUGUCAAGCUGUGUAUCUGUGUCCCGCCGAGUGUCUUUCAUCCGGUUGUUAAGUCUUCGGCAAACUGCAUUCCGUAGAUUCAAAAUGUUCCCUCUUAAGUUAAUGAAAUUCGCUGUCAUUACAGCAAAGUCAUAACUUCUGGAUGGUGUUGAGGGUCACCAAACACUGCUGACUAGAAUGGCAUCAGGAUUGGCUGGUCAACGGUAUGACCUGGUAGUAUUUGGGGCCACCGGAUACACAGGACAGUUUGUGGUGGAGGAGGUGGCUCGGACAGCCCAGCAGGAAAGGUCCCAAGGGAAGGUCCCCCUCUCCUGGGCCAUAGCUGGGCGCUCAGAGAAGAAGCUGCAGGACGUUCUGACCACAGCCAAGAAAGAGACAGGAUUAAGCUUGGAGGAUGUCGGACUCGUCCUGGCCGAUGUGUCAGACCAGAAAUCUCUGAAUGAAAUGGCUGCCAAGUCCAAUGUCGUCAUCAACUGUGUGGGCCCCUACCAGCUGUAUGGUGAGCCAGUGGUGCAAGCCUGUGUGGAGAAUGGGGCCAAUCAUGUUGACAUAUCUGGUGAAACUUUAUUCAUGGAAAGCAUGCAGCUGAAGUACAACAAGGCAGCAGAGAAGGCUGGGGUACACAUUGUAAAUGCCUGUGGGUAUGACUCCAUCCCAGCUGACCUUGGCAUCAGGCACAUGAUUCGCAACUUCAAGGGUGAACUGAACUCAGUUGAAAUGUUUGUGCAAACAUCUGGAGGGAGUUCUAAAAGUGCAAUACACACGGGCACAAUGGAGUCUGCUGCUCUGGUCAUUGCCAACCGGUCAAAGGUUGGGGCCAUCAGGAGAGAGCUGUUUCCCACACCAUUGCCAAAGCCAAAGUAUAAAGUUGCAAAGAAAGGAUUUCUCUACAAGAAUGACACACUUGGGUACUGGGGUGUGUCCUUCCCUAGUGAUGAGCCCGUGGUGUACCGCACUCAAAGAUAUCGCCAUGAAAUGCUUGGGGAGCGUCCCAUCCAGUUCCAGCAAUUUAUUAGGAUGCCCUCAUUGCUGCAUGGGGCAAUGUUGAUCAUAGGCAUGGCCUACUUUUUCUUGUUAAGCUCAUUUGCAUGGACAAGAAAUUUACUUUUUAAGUAUCCUGACAUUCUCACAGCUGGGUUGUUCAAAAAAGCUGGAGCUGAACGAGAAUCUCUCAAAAACUUGAAAUUCACUGUCACACAAAUUGGCCAUGGCUGGUCUGAGAAACUAGCUGAAGGCUCAGAUGAAUAUGCCAGUCCUCCUGAUUCUUCCAUUAUUGUGAAGGUGAAGGGUCCAGACCCCGGAUAUGGUGCUACCUCCAUCAUGAUGGUCUCAGCAGCCAUGACUAUUCUGAGGGAAAAGAGUUUGUGUGCUGAAAAGGGUGGAGUGAUGACACCAGGGAUUGCCUUUGCCAACACAGGCAUCAUUGAGCGCAUGUGUGAGCGAGGCAUGAGCUUUACAGUGGAGCAGGAGCAGCAGAAAAAUUAAAUUCGGGCCCAUCUGUAACCAGUGUACACAAGCAUAAUGUUAGGAUUCCUGUUGUUUUUUCUUAGCUGUUGUAGAAUGUGUGUUGAUCAAACUUCCAUUUAUCAUUGAUGUUAAAGCUUUCAGAAAAGUAUAUUUUCUUGGAUGAAGAUCUUUGUUAUAGUUAUUUGGGAAUUUUUGUUAUAGUGUUGGGAAUUAUGGUAUGUUAAUAAAUGCCUGAAAUGGCCA
This is a messenger RNA of Scylla paramamosain (green mud crab), 1727 nucleotides long. Its product is annotated as lipid droplet localized protein-like. The transcript has 11 exons. Bases 195 to 1502 code for a protein of 435 amino acids. Gene Ontology annotation, cellular component: plasma membrane; mitochondrion; lipid droplet. Lineage: Eukaryota; Metazoa; Arthropoda; Malacostraca; Decapoda; Portunidae. The record is from RefSeq and is a predicted model, not a curated record. Gene Ontology annotation, biological process: glycolipid biosynthetic process.